GAGCGAAAAGUGAUUAAAUAUGUUACAUUUCUUUGAUAUUUAACUAUAAUUUAAUGUUUCGGUUGGUUGAUAAAGCGCCAUCAAACGACUCAAUAUGUGCACUUUGAGCUCAGGCCAAAGCAAUCAAACAUCGAUCAGUCUUCUGUGUUGACAGUCAGGAAGAUGGCAUCCACGAACCAGAAUGAUCAAACAGCACAGGCUACCCCUUCCGCCAGCAGUGAUGCACCAGCUCCCCCCAGAGAGGCACUGGUUUCUACUGCUAUAAAAUUUCUUCAAAAUCCAAAGGUAACACAGAGUCCCUUGGCCACCAGAAAAGCGUUCCUACAGAAAAAAGGCUUGACAGAUGAGGAGGUUGAGUUGGCCAUUCAACGUUCGGGCAGCACAGAAGAGGUCCUGCCUGUUAGAAUUGCAGGCCCUCCCCAUCCUCUUGAUUCGCCUCACUUCGCUGCUGUUCCUCAAAGUUCAAAUGGCUACCGAUGGAGAGACUAUGGUGCAUUUGCCGUCAUGAUGGUGGGCAUAACCUACAGCUGUCAUCUUCUUUACAAGAAAUACAUCCUUCCCCUCAUUAUGGACAGCCGAGAGGACAAGAAGCAUCUGCAGAAGAUGGAGAGCAACAUCGCAGCAAUGAGUGGCACGCUGACACAGACAGUUGGACAACUGCAGCAUACCAUGACUUCACUCCAGGAGCUCCUAGUCCAGCAGCAGCAGAAAAUCCAGGAGCUCUCUCAGGAACUAACCACAGCAGAGACGGCGUCUGCAUCUAGCCGCAUCCUGGAAAACCAAAUGGUUGGAGAGCUGAAAGCUGAGAUAGUCUCUUUGAAGGGUUUACUGCUCAGCAGGAGACAAUUUCCUUCAACUCCCGCAAUAUCUAAGAUCCCAUCUUGGCAGAUUCCCUUGAAAGACCCCCCCGCAUCCAGCUCCCAGUCUGUCAACCACAGCAGCAGCGAUAUCUCACCUGUCAGUAAUGAGUCAGCCAACUCCUCCCCUGUCAAAGACGGAUGCACCAGCCCAGGGGAUGUGUUAGGUGGGGCACUCUGUGUCAAUGGUGAUGUUGUAGGCCUCGACACAGCACUACCCUUGGACUUAAAAGAUCAAGUUCCCAUUGAGGUGCAGGGAGAAGAGGAAGUAAAUGGCAAUGUCACCCAGGAAAAGGGAGAGGUGGACGCUCUAAGUGAGCAGAGCGAUGAUUGUCAAGGUAGAGAUGGACAGAUCCACAAACCGGAAGACUAAGCCAGGUGGAUUAGAAAUGUGUUAAACUCCCCAACAUAUUUUCCAAAUUCAUUUAGUCUGUACGUCAGAGUCCUCUGCUUAGAAUCGUUCUUCUUAUGCCAUCUUUACUGUGGGCUUCUAUGUAUUUAGGGGCAUUUCAAAUCAUGUGAAACCUCAUCUCACAAACCUAAUUCCCAAAGUCUGCUACUGAAUAGAAUCAACUCCACCCACCCUCUAGCCUCUAAACUUGUCGCCUUAAUGCAUAGCUGUCGCAGUUACCGAACAGAAAUUGUACAACAGGACUGUGACUAUAACUGAAGAAUCGUGCAUGAACCUGGAACAGUUGGUUUUGAUAUAACAAUCCACUGUUAAAUUUCCUGAAGCUUUUACAUUUGCACAGCUUGUAAAAGCCUAUAUUUUUACCUUUUUCCCAGGUUGCUGUUACAUAUAAACAGUGCUGACACAUAAUAGACACAUAUAUUCAAAAGUGCAGUUUCACUAUAUGUGGGAAGGAACCAAGCGCUGGCACAGAUAGCAAAUUUGCUUUGUAUUGGCUGCCCCAUGUAAAAAUACAAAAAUCUAUUUUUGCCGAUAUUCUGGUCCAAAGUAGAGUAUGAGCUCCUAGUUGCCUGGCCAUUUAGGUUCUAUGUAGAAGAUUUCAACUUCAUAUGGAGUCAGAAGUCAUUUGUUCAUCGCAUCACGCAAAAUAAUACAGGGCCACUUUCAUUUCACUUUCACAUUUAGCUGGGUUCUCUUUUGAUGCCAAUCGAAAAGGACAAUUCCGACAAGGGCCUGAGCUUUUAGCCUCUUUUAUGUGUCCUUUCGCAUUGGUGUCAGUCUGUCAAUAAUUCACAAGGCCAGCAGGAUGGUAUUUGGGUGAAAUAAAAGCCCUGAAAUUCAAGAUUAGAAUGUGAUGAGUGGCUUUCUUCCAUGCCAGUGUCAGGGUGCUCAGAGGAGAGUGGAAGAUAAAUGUUUUUUUUUCCACUGCUUUCCUCUUUCACUGAAGGCUGAAUUGCGAAUCACAGAGAAUUUGUUUGUUUGGUGGGUGGCAGGUGAAGGAGGGGGGCAGACUUGUAUGGUAUGCUCUGUCUACAUCUCCAGCAGAGCAGCUGAUUUGGUUUGUGAAGUAUGUUAAUAAUCAAAUGAUCAACAAAUAACAGAUGUAUUAGUUCAUGCAGCUCGAAAUGUCAAGCAGGCUAAAAGUGUAAAUCUAAUACAGAAAGCGCAGUUGCAUUGUGUUAUUUUUUUCGUAACGAGCCCCCUGGUACAAAUUAGACAGCACCUCCCACGGUGACUAAUCUUUACUGAAAACUGCGUCCAUAUUUUGUUAUUAUGAUGCAGUAAGACACCAAGGGCUGCCACAGAUGGAAGUUGCAGAAUUUGUGUCACUUGUUUUCUCAGUGUGUGUAUGAAGGUUAAUGCGGGAAGCUUAUAAAAAUGCCCCGUGAUUGAAAAGGAAAGUAAUAAAUGAUUACUUGACUCAUUGAAUUAGUCACUCUGUUUACAGCUCGAGACGAGUCUGUGAGUGAGAAGACAGGAUAAAUCUCAGCACACAUGUAAUAGUUCUGACCAACGAUUGACUGUUUGUUUCAAUUAUCUGGCUUUGUACCUAAUGCUUAGUAGAACACUGUGAAAUAUGCUUUUUGUUUGAAGGUUAUCAAAUGAUAAUAAAAAUGGUUUAAAUUGAUAUAAACCAUUGGGGUUUUUUUUCUGUUUGUUUUUCGCUAUCUUCAGUAACUUUGGUUCACUUUUGCAUUUAACACUUGUAAUUGCAGUUCAUUAAAAAACAAUCCAGUCCAUUGAAAUAAUUUAGUGAUAUAAUAAAUGGGAGGAUAGGACCAAGCCUGAAAGUGAAUGAUGAUUGCCCACGAAUAGGCUGACUCAAAAGGUUAUACAGUAGUAUGGAAAAGCUUGGGCACCACUGAUAAUUUGUAAGAUUUUCCUUUGUAAAUCACUCAUUGUUUGGAGAAAAAAACAGUUAAAUAUAACAUAUAGCAGAUGAACACAGUAAUAUUUGAGAAAUAAAAAUGAAGCUUAUAGGAUAAACAAAGUGCUUAAUAAUUAUUUAAACAAGAAUAGGCCGGUUCAUACAGUGUAUCACGAAAGUGAGUACACCCCUCGCAUUCCUGCAGAUAUUUAAGUAUGUCUUUUCAUGGCACACCAAUGACAAAAUGACACUUUGACACAAUGAAAAGUAG
Molecule: messenger RNA, 3407 nt
Organism: Corythoichthys intestinalis (scribbled pipefish)
Lineage: Eukaryota; Metazoa; Chordata; Actinopteri; Syngnathiformes; Syngnathidae
Gene: pex14
Product: peroxisomal biogenesis factor 14
Exons: 9
Coding region: 163-1230 (355 amino acids)
Biological process (GO): protein import into peroxisome matrix, docking
Cellular component (GO): peroxisomal membrane; peroxisomal importomer complex
Molecular function (GO): signaling receptor binding
Source: RefSeq, a predicted model, not a curated record